AUGGCGGGCAAAAAAUCGGGGACCAGUGGGGAGACGCUGAAAAAAGAAGGACUGGCGAGAUUCCACAAUAACAUGGGACUCACGAGUUGGCCACAAGUAUCUGCUAUUAAUCAGAAGAAUUACUACACAGAGUACCUCAAGCGAGAUGAUCAAAUCCUCGCCUACCGACUUCAAAAUGAAGAGAACCGCAAUCGUAUGGCCAAAAACGCGAAAGAUAGAGAUAGGUCUCUCGCAAUGGCAAAGGCUGAGCUUCCUUUGCCGGAGCCUGAGCCAGAUGCGGAUGGAGACACCACGAUGGAGAACGCAAAUGGGGAAUCUGUACAAGAGCUGGCGGGAUCGAAAACUAUUGUUAUGCAUGUGGGAAGCCAGAACCUACGAAUCGGCCUCGCAAGCGAUGCGUUACCCAAGACGACGCCGAUGGUCCUCGCACGAAAGUCUCAUGAGAAUGAGGCAGAAGAGAAUGGUGGUGAACCUAAGCCGAAGCGGUUGAAACUUGAUGAUGGCCAGCUUAUGGACCCAGAGAAGAUGUUUGGUCCAGAGUUCGCAUCGCAAUACACUACGAUGUCUGCGGAACUCAAAGCGCGUAUGCGGGCAAACAAAAGAAGAACACUCCCGAACUCCAAGGAAAUGGUGGUCAAUUAUAACCGCAGAACCGUACCUGAAACUAUCUCUGAGCACAAUGAUCCAAUGCGUAUAGAUUGGACGGAAAUUCCCUCUGAUCCGAAGCAAGCCCCUGAGUACCUUACUGGGGAAGCUGCCCUGAGAAUACGAGACUAUUCCAACCCUCGAUAUAAGCUUUUUUGGCCUAUCAGGCAUGGAUGGCUUAACGAAAAUGAUUAUAACAGCAAGACUUUAUUGUUUCUAGAUAUCGCUCUCAUCCUUGAGGAUGCUAUGAAAACCCAGCUUAACUUGUCCGGCAAAAAGGACUGGGGCCAGUACUCGUGUGUGUUUGUUAUUCCCGACCUCUACGAACGCGCGUACGUCACUCAGAUUUUAGAGAUGCUGAUGCGAGAGUUUGGGUUUGCGCGAGUCUGUUUUGUGCAGGAGAGUCUCUCAGGGACGUUUGGGGCUGGGUACACGUCCGCCUGCGUUGUGGACAUUGGUGCUCAGAAGACCUCCAUAUGUUGUGUUGAAGAAGGCAUGUGCAUUGAGAGUUCCCGUGUGAACCUCAAAUAUGGCGGUGCUGAUGUGACAGAGUCUUUCAUCAAAAUGAUGCUCUUUGAUCACUUCCCAUACGACGAAAUCAACCUGAAUCGCCGCUACGACUUUCUUCUGGCUGAAGAAUUGAAGAGGAAUGUUUGCACCAUGAAUGAAUCUAACGUUUCCGUCCAAGUGUUUGAUUUCCAUCUAAGAGCCUCAGGCCAGGAUACACGCAAAUACACUUUCAAAGCCUAUGAUGAGGUCAUACUUGCCCCUAUGGGUUUAUUCCAGCCCGAAAUAUUCGAUGUCUCCCAGAAAUUAAAAGGACGGAGGAAGCUCAUCAGCCCUUCAUACGACCUGUACGAUGGACAGCCAAACGACCCCACCUCCACAGCUCAGUCCGACAUUUUAAUGGCGAUUGCACCCCCCUUACCAGCGAAUAACACCCAGGCAAACCUUGCCGAGAUUCAAUCCACACCAAGCCGCUCUCAAGCGAUCAACGCUAUAAGUCGGGUACAGGACCUGGACGCAACGCCUCGCUCCUCUGCUGCGAGCUCCCCAGCCCCCGAUGCGAUAAAUACGCCGCAACAAGGUGGUCCAGGAACGCCAGCUCCGACGUUGCAAGCGCCAACUACAACCUCAAGCUCUCGCCGACCCGCCGUCGAAGAACGUGACGACGUCCUCCCCAUAUUCCCACUCGAUAAUGCUAUCUUCACCGCCAUCGGCGGUGUUGCCCGCGUCGACGAGCGGAAAUAUACUGAUUUUCUGGGAAGUGUAUUAGUGAUUGGUGGCGGGAGUUUGGUGGCUGGUUUCCAUUCUUUUCUUGAGGAGCGGAUGCAAUUACGUCGGCCGGAGUUAGCUUCGUAUGUUUUGGUUGGCACGCCCCCGCGCGAGCUGGACCCGCAGGUUGUGGUGUGGAAGGGGGCGAGUGUGUUUGCAAAGUUGGAUGCCACGAACGAUAGCUGGAUUAGCAGGUUGGAGUAUGAUAGGUUGGGCAGCCGGGUAAUGACUUAUAAAUGUUGA
Molecule: messenger RNA, 2163 nt
Organism: Histoplasma mississippiense
Lineage: Eukaryota; Fungi; Ascomycota; Eurotiomycetes; Onygenales; Ajellomycetaceae
Exons: 5
Coding region: 1-2163 (720 amino acids)
Biological process (GO): regulation of DNA-templated transcription; double-strand break repair
Cellular component (GO): Ino80 complex
Source: RefSeq, a predicted model, not a curated record